UUCUCAGGAUUUCAGUGGGCACAGACAAUGAUCUUUGCUAUAGAGGAAAUAAACAGGGACCAGACCCUUCUUCCCAACAUUACUUUAGGUUACAGGCUGUAUGAUAACUGUGUGAAGCUGCCAGUGGCAAUCCGAGCAGCAGCAGCUCUUGUCGGAGGUCUGGAGGAGGUUAUCACUGACUACAGCUGUAAAGGGCUCCCUCCUGUCAUUGCUGUUGUUGGAGAUCCUGGUUCAACGCAUUCUAUUGUAAUAUCAAGGAUUCUGGGUCUAUUCCGGAUGCCUCUGGUCAGCUAUUAUGCCACUUGUUCCUGCUUGAGCAGCAAACAAGAGUACCCUUCAUUCUUCAGAACAAUUCCAAGCGAUACCUUUCAGGUCAAAGCAAUGGUUCAAAUUAUUAAAAAAUACAGGUGGACCUGGGUGGGGGCUAUAGGAAGCGAUGAUGACUAUGGCCAGUAUGCUGUCAAAACCUUCAGCAAGCAAGUUGAGAAAUUUGGCUGCAUUUCUUUCUCAGAAACUAUACCCAAAGUCAACGAAAAGGAGAAAGUUGUUCAAAUAGUCAAUACUAUAACUCAGUCAACAGCUAAAGUGAUUGUAGUGUUUGCAUCAGAAGCAGAUGUCACUCCGCUGGUGAAAGAAAUCGUUCGGCAAAACGUCACUGGCAGGCAGUGGAUUGCAAGUGAAGCGUGGAGUACCUCCACUGUUUUAGCCAGCAAGGAAAACUUUGCCUCCUUUGGUGGGACAAUAGGAAUCGCCAUACGUAGAGGAGAAAUCCCAGGGCUGGAACACUUUCUCCUUCAGAUCCGUCCUGUUUUUGACCCCAUCUGCACAGGUUCAGAGGACAUUCGGCAUAAGAACACAGCCUAUAGUGAUGUAUCAGAAUUGAGGGCUUCCUACAAUGUGUAUAAAGCAGUGUAUGCCUUAGCACAUUCCCUGCACAACCUGAUGUCCUGUGAGAGUGGAAAAGGGCCAUUUGAAAACAAUACCUGUGCAGACAUCACAAUUGUGCAGCCCUGGCAGCUUCUGCAUUAUUUAAAGGACGUCAAUUUCACCAAUCAUUUAGGAGAGAGGGUGGCUUUUGAUGAAAAUGGGGAUGCACUUGCAAUCUAUGACAUAAUGAACUGGCAGAAGACUAAUGAUGGAGCCGUACACAUUAAAACCGUCGGUCGUUUUGAUGAAACAGCUCCUGCUGGGAAAGAACUAUCAUUAAUUGAAGGCGAUAUCUUUUGGAACUCUGACUCUAGAACAAUUCCUCAGUCUAUCUGCAGUGAAAGUUGUGCACCCGGCACAAGAAAGGCGACCAGGAAAGGGGAGCCAGUCUGCUGUUUUAACUGUAUACCAUGUGCAGAUGGAAGAAUUAGCAGUGAAAUAGAUUCAAUUGAAUGCUUCGAUUGCCCACCAGAUUUCUGGUCAAAUGAAGGACGAAACCAGUGCGUGUUAAAAGAAAUUGAGUUUCUGUCAUAUAAAGAUCCUAUGGGAAUCAGCUUGACAACCAUUGCAUUACUCGGAGCCGGCUUAUCAGUUGGUAUAUUAGUCGUUUUUAUAUUCUAUCGGAACACCCCAGUGGUAAAAGCUAAUAAUUCUGAAUUGAGCUUUAUGUUGCUGGUUUCCUUGACACUGUGUUUUCUUUGCUCAUUGUGUUUUAUUGGGCAGCCUACAAACUUGACGUGUCUGCUGAGGCAUAUGGUAUUUGGAAUAAGCUUUGUUGUUUGUAUUUCUUGCAUUCUUGUAAAAACAAUUGUUGUGAUAAUGGCAUUUAAAGCUACCUUACCCAGUGAUAAUCUCAUGAAAUGGUUUGGUGUUGCCCAGCAAAGAGGCACUGUCUUCCUUUUAACCUUUAUCCAAGUUGUAAUAUGUAUUGUGUGGUUGACCAUAGCUCCUCCUCUCCCAACUAAAAACACAAAGUAUCAAACUGCGAAAAUAAUUUUUGAGUGCAAUGCCGACUCUUUCAUUGGAUAUAGCUGUCUGCUAGGAUACAUAGGCUUGUUAGCAUGCACCUGCUUUCUGUUUGCUUUCUUUGCAAGGAACCUACCAGACCACUUUAAUGAGGCUAAGUUUAUUACUUUCAGCAUGCUCAUCUUUUGUGCCGUUUGGAUCACAUUCAUACCAGCUUAUGUUAGUUCCCCUGGAAAAUACACAGUAGCUGUUGAAAUUUUUGCUAUUUUGGCAUCUAGCUUUGGUCUCCUUGUUGCCAUAUUUGCUCCCAAAUGUUACAUUAUUCUGCUUAAACCAGAAAAGAAUACUAAGAAAGCCCUUAUGGGCAGAGCAGGAACUAACUAGUAAACUAUUAGUCGAGAUAAAUAAAGGCAGUUAUAGUGACUG
Messenger RNA from Polyodon spathula (Mississippi paddlefish), 2319 nucleotides. Its product is annotated as extracellular calcium-sensing receptor-like. The coding region runs from base 28 to 2277 and encodes 749 amino acids. Gene Ontology annotation, cellular component: membrane. Gene Ontology annotation, molecular function: G protein-coupled receptor activity. The transcript is spliced from 6 exons. Lineage: Eukaryota; Metazoa; Chordata; Actinopteri; Acipenseriformes; Polyodontidae. The record is from RefSeq and is a predicted model, not a curated record. Gene Ontology annotation, biological process: G protein-coupled receptor signaling pathway.